UAAAUUCAUCUGUCUCUUUUAUCAUCUCUCCUGUGGAGUAUUACCCAGUGUUAAUUGUCUUCCUAUUAUCCAGCCCUUUUAUCCCAGAGUGAGGGAAUUGAUGAGGAUAUGUGCAUUGUGUUAUGUCUGAUCACAGUUUGACUAGCACAGUCUGGAAGUGGGUUGUACAGGAUGAGAGCAGCAGCCUAAUUGCUCUCCCUGCAUCAGCAGCAUCUAUAAAGCAUCCUGGGAAUUGCUCGCCCCAUGUUCAGAGCAGCUGGUCACAUGAGCCUGGAUUUUCAGUUCAGUUCAUUAGUCAGCCAUUUUGGUCAACACCCUGCUUACUGCGCACAACCAAUCCUAUUAGAACUCAGCAUCCCGGCUCAUCUGAGCAGAUCCUGGAAGUGAUUUCUGCAGUUCAGGAUUUUUUUUAAGCUAAAUUGAAAAUAUUGGUUUAUUUUUCAGGGUUGUUUUUUUUUUGUUUUUUUGUUUUGUUUUGUUUUGUUUUUUUCCUGCACAAAGGAGGAUUUUUCACUUACUCAUGCAGAGGCCAGUUUUUUAAAGCCAGCUAAGGUGGCAUCAGCUGUGCAGGAUUUAAAGCCGAUAGCUCAGCUGAAAAAGGAGGGGGUAGGGAAGAGAAGAUAAAAGGAGAGAAGCUAGGAGAAGACCAGGCAUCAUCUUAUUUUGCUAUGUGGUAGGAACUAUCUAUGAGAAAAGAUAGUAUUAAAUUGUUUAUCUUGAGCAAUUGCUUCUUAAACCGUAGGCAUUUUUCCUUGUGAUUUGUUUUCAUCUCCCCCACCCCUUUUCUUGAGAGCUUUGUUCCAGAGCUUUGGAUUUGGGGUUUUUUGGUGAGGAGGUUUUAUUUAUUUUUGUUGGGGUGAGUGUGUGUGUGAGUGUGUGUGUGUGAGUGUGUGUUGUGGUCCCAGCUGAGUCAUCAUGUCUGCUCUGACGCCUCCAACCGAUAUGCCAACCCCCACCACUGACAAGAUCACACAGGCUGCCAUGGAGACCAUCUACCUUUGCAAAUUCCGAGUGUCUAUGGACGGAGAAUGGCUCUGCCUGCGAGAGCUGGAUGACAUCUCACUUACACCUGACCCAGAGCCUACCCAUGAAGAUCCUAAUUAUCUCAUGGCUAACGAACGCAUGAACCUGAUGAACAUGGCCAAGCUGAGUAUCAAGGGCUUGAUUGAAUCUGCUCUGAACCUGGGGAGAACUCUGGACUCAGACUACGCACCCCUCCAGCAGUUCUUCGUGGUGAUGGAGCACUGCCUGAAACACGGCUUGAAGGCUAAGAAAACUUUCCUUGGACAAAAUAAAUCCUUCUGGGGGCCUCUAGAAUUGGUAGAAAAGCUUGUUCCAGAAGCUGCAGAGAUAACAGCAAGUGUUAAAGAUCUUCCAGGACUUAAGACACCAGUAGGCAGAGGAAGAGCCUGGCUUCGUUUGGCAUUAAUGCAAAAGAAACUCUCAGAAUAUAUGAAAGCUUUGAUCAAUAAGAAGGAACUUCUCAGCGAAUUCUAUGAACCCAAUGCCCUCAUGAUGGAAGAAGAAGGAGCCAUAAUCGCUGGUCUCCUGGUGGGUCUGAAUGUCAUUGAUGCCAAUUUCUGUAUGAAAGGAGAAGACUUGGACUCUCAGGUUGGAGUUAUAGAUUUUUCAAUGUAUCUCAAGGAUGGGAACAGCAGUAAAGGUAGUGAAGGAGAUGGCCAGAUUACUGCAAUUCUGGAUCAGAAGAACUAUGUAGAAGAACUCAACAGACAUCUAAAUGCUACAGUAAACAAUCUUCAGGCAAAAGUGGAUGCAUUAGAAAAAUCCAACACUAAACUGACAGAGGAGCUUGCAGUUGCAAACAAUAGGAUUAUUACCCUACAAGAAGAAAUGGAACGAGUUAAAGAGGAAAGCUCCUACAUAUUGGAAUCCAAUCGGAAGGGUCCUAAGCAGGACAGAACUGCAGAAGGGCAAGCACUGAGUGAAGCCAGAAAGCAUUUAAAGGAGGAGACACAAUUGCGACUGGAUGUUGAAAAAGAACUGGAGAUCCAGAUCAGCAUGAGACAGGAGAUGGAAUUAGCUAUGAAGAUGCUGGAGAAGGAUGUCUGCGAGAAGCAGGACGCCCUGGUGUCGCUGCGACAGCAGCUGGAUGACCUCAGGGCUCUCAAGCAUGAACUUGCCUUUAAGCUGCAGAGUUCAGACUUAGGAGUAAAACAGAAAAGUGAACUAAACAGUCGUUUGGAAGAGAAGACUAAUCAGAUGGCUGCUACCAUCAAACAACUCGAACAAAGUGAAAAGGAUUUGGUGAAACAGGCAAAGACCUUAAAUAGUGCAGCAAAUAAACUGAUCCCAAAACAUCAUUAGGCAUUUGCAUUUGGUCACCUCGCAAGUCUGAUGUACAACUUAAUUGUAAAGAAAGAAAUCUGAAAGUUAUUACAUUUAAGCUCUGAUUCUACAUAAAAUGUCACCAAAAAUUGACUCUGAAUUUGUUGGACUUAAAAAAAAAAACAAUUUGAUAUCUAGGCCGUGGGUUUUUUCUUCUUUACUUUCUCCCCAGAGUUAGAACAUUUAGUAUAAGUUCUUAAUUAAUUGCCAAGUAAACUUUGAGAAAUUACUUUGUUGACCAAUAAGUAAACACACCAUUUAAAUGUUGACCGAUAAAGAAACACACCAUUUAAAAAAAAAAAAAAAAAAACAGCCUAGGGAAUGGACGCUCUGUGCAUAUAUUAUUGAUGCCUUUACAGCCCAGGCCCAGACAAUAUCAGAUUCUAGGUGUGCUGUCCGUACCAGCGAGCCUGCUCUGCCUUGCAGUGUAAUGAACCACAGGUGACAGCCGUAUGGACUUGGACUCUUCUACAGUCGCUCUGUCUCGUAGGCCAUGGUCCCUUUCCACUUUCCUUGUGUAGGUUUACUCCCCAAGCCACGGAUAAGUACUUAGUAUUUCACUACAGUUCUGUUCUCAGUAACCAAGAUUGCUUGCAACUUUUUUGCCUUAGUGACUUUGGGGGGGGCGGGGAACCCACAUCCUUACAUUUCUUUAAAGUAUAGAGAUAAAGUUAGUGAUUAGGUAACUUAUGAUAACAUAAUGUGGAAGCUUGGAAAACCCUCCUAAUAUUUGUCAUCUUCUACCUCUGCCAUUUUCCUGCAAUUCCACUUCCUAUUUAGGUAGCUCAGAGAGAAUAAUUUUAAUGAAAAAACUCGUCUCCCAUAAAAACAAAAACAAAAAACACGACAUUACACAAUUUUCAGAUCUAUUCUGCUUUUCCUUUUGGAGUAAAGACAACAAGGUAUAGACAUGAGUGAUGGUUUCCCACCUGUCAUUUCUUGCUAGAGACAUUUACUUAAGAGUUUCUGUUACUUUCUGUUCAGAUGGGGAUUUGCUAAUGUCUCUGGGAAACUAACAAUCUAAUUAUUAGAAAACCAUUUCAGCGUAGGAAACAGAUACAUGAUAAACUCUUUAUUAUUUAGUCUAAAAAUAAAAAUUCCCAGUAGGUAUCCAUACAUAGUAAUUAGCAGGGCUUCUUUUUCUAAGUGACCACAGUUCUACUCCCCUUUCUAGGCUUUACAUUGUAAAUAAUCCUAUAAAUACUUGGAUUUUUUUUUUAAUGACUUUUGAUUUGGGGGAACAGGCUUUACAUAAGCCUUCAUUCCUUCAAAAAGUCUUGGCAGAAAAAAAAAUUUUUUUUCUCAUUUUGUUAUGAUUUGCAGCAUUUCAGCUGCUUAGGUGGGAACAAAGAUAACCCCCCUUUGCUUCCAGCUUUUGAAACUCUUUACCUUCUUCUUGGAAAAACCAGAAUUAAGAGAGUAAGAGAUUUCACACGUGCUUCUAUAGGUCCUUACAGACUUGAACCAAAGUCAAGUCAAAGAGCAUAUGACCAACCUCACGGAAUAACGUGUGCUCUUGAACUUAUUUUAGUUCUUAUAAUUUUGCACCUAUUCUUAUCUUCAUCAACCUUUUGUGGUGAUGAGUUGCCUUUUCUAUGAGCAUUUGGAAAGAGUGCUCAACCACUAAAAUAAAACGUUUUAAAGACUACAGGUAGCAUGCUUUCCAAUUCUAUUCUAUAGAGCCCCAGAUGUUUCACCCCUUAGAACAUGGUUCUUUAUAGGUGCAAAGUUAUGGGAUAUAUAGAAGAAAACAUUCAUUAGAAUUUUUUAGAGAAUAUGAUCAGGAAUCUUACAUAGGCCCAGUGCUGAGUUGUUUGUCCACUUGGUCACACACCACCUGGUAGGAAUGGAAAGGGAAAGAGACGGCCAAACUCUGACAAAGGCUUUUCCUUAGAGAAGAACUCAAAGCCUAGGUUAAGGGUUAAUGUACAAUGUCAGUGAUUUAAUAUAAGUUGUGGUGUAGGGAAAGGACCAGGAAAAUGUUCUAAUUUCACAUAUAAGAAAGUAGUUGCCCAUUUGCAAGUUCCAGUUAUGUGUGUAAAGCAGAAAUAUAAGGUACCAGACCUAUUAGGAAAUAAACACGAAAAAGUGGGUUUAACUUUAAUGGACUGUGUUGGCUUUGGAUAUGGAUUUUCUAAAAAGUGAUGUUUUAUUGUUUAUCACCUAAUGGCUGUAAACUGUAGUACUAGAAUAAAAAAAAAAUGGAAAAUCAA
Mirounga angustirostris (Northern elephant seal) is the source of this 4559-nucleotide messenger RNA. It is a transcript of the gene RUFY3, whose product is annotated as RUN and FYVE domain containing 3. Bases 916 to 2325 code for a protein of 469 amino acids. Lineage: Eukaryota; Metazoa; Chordata; Mammalia; Carnivora; Phocidae. Gene Ontology annotation, biological process: regulation of axonogenesis. The record is from RefSeq and is a predicted model, not a curated record. The transcript is spliced from 13 exons. Gene Ontology annotation, cellular component: neuronal cell body; dendrite; axon. Gene Ontology annotation, molecular function: metal ion binding.